Messenger RNA from Aphanomyces astaci, 563 nucleotides. RefSeq lists its product as hypothetical. Bases 58 to 456 code for a protein of 132 amino acids. The record is from RefSeq and is a predicted model, not a curated record. Lineage: Eukaryota; Oomycota; Saprolegniomycetes; Saprolegniales; Verrucalvaceae. The transcript has 6 exons.
GCUCCUUCAUCAGCAUACCUACAUCAUCACCCUGCCUCUGCUUUGGUAGAUAAGUUCAUGUGCAAUGUAUGCAGUCGGCCCGUCGACUCUGGAAAUGCAACCUUUAGCUUCAAACUCGUGUUGCGCUGCUCAAUCGGGCUCACCUUGCUCACUGUGAUCCUCUUCAACGAAGUUGUUGAAAGCUUCCUGGGGUGCUCAGCCACCAUCUACUUUGAGCUGACUGAAAAGUCGUCUUCGUUUUCCUCUCGCGUCGCAGCCCUAUUAGAAGGCAUGCAUGUGACCAUGACGCUGCGAACGCCUCCAACAUCGUCAUCGAUCGACUCCACGUUUAAAAAAGAUCCAAAGGUCGUGGCAAUCUACCCCCUGUUCCGACCCCACGGCAACAGCCCCCUAGUGAACGACGCCAUCGAAUUAGCUGGCCCAACUACACCCCUCGCAACACCAGCCCCCUUGUGAAAGACGCCGUCGACUAGUCCAUCCCACCAUACUAGUAACCUUGUUAUAAGCGCAGUAACACUACUACUGUACGUAGUACGGUAGUACGAAGUACUUGUUCGUCUGUC